Messenger RNA from Halichondria panicea, 1790 nucleotides. RefSeq names its product SWI/SNF-related matrix-associated actin-dependent regulator of chromatin subfamily A containing DEAD/H box 1B-like. Bases 74 to 1108 code for a protein of 344 amino acids. Gene Ontology annotation, cellular component: nucleus. NCBI's taxonomy places the organism in Eukaryota, Metazoa, Porifera, Demospongiae, Suberitida, Halichondriidae. Gene Ontology annotation, molecular function: ATP-dependent chromatin remodeler activity; chromatin binding; DNA binding. The record is from RefSeq and is a predicted model, not a curated record. The transcript is spliced from 7 exons.
AGACUGAUUAUGAUGUCUUUGUGCCUGUAAUACUUGUGUUAGUUGUACAGUAAAUCUCUGCACUGGCCCUGUCAUGCUCAAACCUUGUCCCAGUGACUCACACAAUCCUGUGAUGGUAUUGCUACAGGCUAAGAGGAGACUCCUGCUCACGGGGACUCCACUACAGAACAACCUGCUGGAGCUCAUGUCUCUACUCAGUUUCGUUAUUCCUUUCAAACAAUUCUCUGCUCAAAUCAGAAACACCUUCUCUAGAGCUAGGAGAGUGGACGAGUCGAGUGCCUACUACCAGGAGCAAGUGAGACAGGCCAAGCAGAUCAUGACACCCUUUACACUGCGGAGGCUCAAGUCACAAGUGCUGAGUCAGCUCCCGGCCAAGGUGUCCAGUACAGAGCAUUGUCAGCUGACAGAGACUCAGUGGACGUUGUACAGGGGCGUGGUGGAGAGGUCACUCAGGGUCAAUCAGGGCCGGCAUGGUGAUGAGCUCAACAAGAGGAUGGACGUGAUGGUAGACCUUCGCAAGGCCACCAACCAUCCCCUACUCCUGAGACACCACUACACUGACCACACCCUACACUGCAUGGUGAGGGCCAUCCUAAAGGAGCCCAGUCACAGAGAUGCUGCUCCCAACCUCGUGUGGGAGGAUAUGAGUGUAAUGUCAGACUUUGAGCUACACAACCUCUGCACACUGUACAAGUCACUAUCAGAAUACGCUCUACCCGGGAGCUUGGUGGGAAUGUCUGGAAAAUGUGAAUUCCUGUCAAAAAAAUUGUCACAACUGAAAAAGAAUGGUGAUCGUGUGUUGGUGUUCAGUCAGUUUACAAUGAUGCUCGACAUUCUUGAGAUGUUUCUACAGCAACAAGGCCACGCCCACCUCCGACUGGACGGCCAGACACCCGUCACUGAGAGGCAGGGGCUAAUAGACCAGUUCAAUGAACAGGAGAGCAUCUUCGUGUUCCUACUAUCAACAAGGGCUGGGGGUCUUGGCAUCAACCUCACCUCAGCCAAUGUGGUCAUCAUCCAUGAUAUAGACUUUAACCCCUACAACGACAAGCAAGCCGAGGACCGUUGUCACAGGGUCGGCCAGACCAGGUGCAUGGGCUUAAACUAGAUUAAACUUUGCUCAAGUGAAAGGUGUCUCAGUAAAAGAUGCUAUAGAAGUUGAAGAUGUAAUGUCCGAUUCAGAUUCUUCUCCAGAUUUGAUAAGAAACCAAAAACAGUUCCCUCGACCUAGACGCUCAGUGUACAUACAGAGUGACAGUGACUCAGAUGUACCCUCCAGCAAUGAUAGACCUCGUGCAAUUGAGCUCAAAGAAUCAUCAGAAUGGCUUAGCAGCUCAAGAAGAAAGCUCCAGAAGUUUGCAUUUCAGAAAAGCAAGAUUACAAACGAUUCAGAAGAAAUAAAAAUGCACAGUGAAGCCGCUAGAAACUGUAAGAAGGUCAAGAAAAGAAUAUUAAUAGAAAGUAGCGAUAGCGAUGAUGAUCGUAGUUCAUCAAAAACAAAGUUGUCGUCAAUGGAAACCAAACAAAGUGUACAGUCUUGUGACACUACUGCUGAUGUGGUGGAGUUGACUGAUAGUUAUCGUGAUGAGUACAGUGGGUCAGAAUCAGAGGAAGAUGGUUAUUCCGUCAAACAGAAGAAGUCAAUCCUCAAGUUUAUGAAUGAUUCCUCCCUGGAUGAGCUGUGUGAUAUUCCACGCUGCUCUGUUACCAAGGCUAAACUGAUUGACAAACAUCGACCCUUUGAAACUUGGAAGCAUUUGGUGAGGGACUGUGCUAUUAGUUGAUAAUCG